UCCUCAGUGUCUGUGAACAUCGGAAAAUAUUCUAACAGCAGACAGCUGGCAGUCAGAGAGCCGGGUACUCAGUCUAACGCACUACACACACUCUCAGUCUCGCUCAACUCUCUUACUGGAUCUCCAUCAGCGGGGUCCAGCAUUGAGCAGUUGUAAGGAAAAGAACGAGAAAGAAUAUUCUCAUCAUUCCAUCUUGACCUCAGAAUCGCGCUUUCACUGAUACUAUCAGUUAUCUGUUUUUUACAUGCAGGUAGUGGAAACGCUAAUCUUCAUGGGAAUCUGAGUAGCUUUCGUUUCUUUUGAUAUUGUGAAGCCGAGUUCUUCCUGAUUGCAGCGUAUAAAAGGCAAGACGAUCUCGAGCAGCGGUCUACUACGACUACUGAUUCUAGCUGAAACUCGCUAACAUUUUGGAAAGUAAGGCUUGGGAAGAUCUGGUUGCUGAUCAUUAACAGACAUCAUGCAUCGUCAAAGGGGAUUGUCCUUGUUUUCCUUUAGCUUUCAGUUAGGAAUUGUUAUAGCAGUUUUGCUCUUCAAGAUUCAGCAUGUGACCGCAGAAAGCAAUAAUGGCGAAAAUACUUAUAUGAGUAAUAAAACAAGAUCAUGCACUGGAACAUACGAUUGUAAAGAAGGCGUGAUCUUACCAGUGUGGGAACCCCAGAACCCAUCUAUUGGGGACAAAGUUGCAAGAGCUACUGUCUACUUUGUGGCUAUGGUUUAUAUGUUCCUCGGGGUCUCCAUCAUAGCUGAUCGUUUCAUGGCGUCUAUUGAGGUCAUCACCUCUCAGGAAAAGGAGAUAACCAUUAAGAAACCCAAUGGGGAGACCUCCACCACAACAGUACGGAUUUGGAAUGAGACUGUGUCCAAUUUAACCCUAAUGGCAUUGGGUUCUUCAGCUCCUGAAAUUCUACUGUCAGUCAUUGAAGUGUGUGGCCACAAUUUUGAAGCUGGAGAUCUUGGGCCGAGCACAAUUGUAGGAAGUGCUGCCUUCAAUAUGUUUGUAAUUAUAGGUAUCUGUGUCUAUGUAGUCCCAGAUGGAGAACAUAGAAAGGUUAAACAUUUGAGGGUGUUCUUUGUCACAGCAACUUGGAGCAUCUUUGCCUACACCUGGCUGUAUCUGAUCCUGGAUGUAAUUUCUCCCGGCAUCGUCCAAGUCUGGGAAGGCCUGCUUACUUUGUUUUUCUUCCCCAUUUUUGUUUUGUUUGCUUGGGUUGCAGACAGGAGGCUCUUGUUCUACAAGUAUGUCUAUAAGCGGUACAGAGCUGGGAAACAGAGGGGGGUGAUCAUUGAAACCGAAGGUGACCGGCCACUGCCAUCAAAGGUAGACAUUGAGAUGGAUGGCAAAAUGUUGAACUCCAAUGCUGUGGAUUUCCUAGAUGGAACCCUAGCUCUGGAAGUAGAUGACAAAGACCUAGAUGAAGAGGAAACCAGGAGAGAUAUGGCAAGAAUCCUAAAAGAGCUAAAGCAAAAGCACCCAGAAAAGGAAGUGGAGCAACUGAUAGAGCUAGCCAACUACCAGGUCCUAAGCCAACAACAGAAAAGCCGUGCCUUUUAUCGUAUUCAGGCCACAAGGCUGAUGACCGGUGCUGGGAAUAUCCUGAAGAAGCAUGCUGCAGAUCAAGCAAGAAAAGCCGUCAGUAUGCAAGAGGUUCGACCGGAAGUAGUAGAAAAUGAUCCUGUGACUAAGAUUUUCUUUGAGCCAGGUGUGUACCAGUGUCUUGAAAACUGUGGGACUGUGUCUCUAAAUGUUGUUAGACGAGGUGGUGAUUUGACCAACACUGUGUCCUUGGAAUUCCGAACGGAGGAUGGAUCAGCCAAUGCUGGUUCAGAUUACGAGUUCACUGAGGGGACCCUUGUCUUCAAACCAGGUGAGACACAGAAGGAAAUUAAAGUGGGUAUCAUCGAUGAUGACAUUUUUGAAGAGGACGAGAACUUCUUGGUCCACCUUAGCAAUGUCAAGGUGCAUCUGGAGAAUGCAGCUGAAAACAAUCCAGACACAAAUCAUGUUGAAACACUUGCAUGCUUGGGCAUGCCUUCAACUGCAACUGUGACCAUCUUUGAUGACGACCACGCUGGCAUCUUUACAUUUGAGGACCCCGUGAUGCAUGUGAGCGAGAGUGUAGGUACCAUAGAAGUGAAGGUUCUGAGAACCUCUGGAGCGCGUGGGGUAGUGGUUGUCCCCUACAAGACCACAGAAGGUACAGCCAGAGGUGGUGGAGAGGAUUUUGAAGAUACCCAUGGAGAGCUGGAGUUCCAGAAUGAUGAGAUAUUCAAAAUAAUAAAGAUCAAAGUAAUUGAUGACGAGGAGUAUGAGAAAAACAAGAACUUCUUCGUCGAGGUUGGGGAGCCCCGCCUGGUGGAGAUGAGUGAGAAGAAAGCUUUUUUACUGCAUGAUUUCGGUGACUUUGUAAAAACAGGGGAUUUUCAGUAUGGCAAGCGUGUCUACAGGAAAAUUCACAGUAGAGACCGUCCAAUCCCUUCUACUGUAGUCUGCAUUGCAGAGGAGGACGAUGAAUUGGAGCCCUUGAAGAGCAAAGACGACGAAGAGCGUCGCAUAGCGGAGAUGGGACGGCCGACACUGGGGGAGCAUGUCAAACUAGAAGUGAUCAUCGAAGAAUCAUAUGAAUUCAAGAGCACUGUGGAUAAACUGAUCAAGAAGACUAACCUCGCCCUUCUGGUCAAGACUAACAGCUGGAGAGACCAGUUUAUUGAAGCUAUCACAGUUAGUGCUGGUGAGGAUGAGGAUGACGACGAAUGUGGCGAGGAGAAACUCCCUUCCUGCUUUGAUUACGUCAUGCACUUCCUGACUGUGUUCUGGAAAGUUCUGUUUGCAGUGGUCCCCCCAACAGAGUACUGGAAUGGCUGGGCUUGCUUCAUUGUGUCCAUCUGCAUGAUUGGUCUCCUGACAGCUUUUAUUGGGGAUCUGGCCUCCCAUUUUGGCUGCACCAUUGGUCUGAAGGAUUCUGUGACUGCCGUUGUGUUUGUUGCACUGGGAACAUCUGUACCAGACACUUUUGCCAGUAAAGUAGCUGCCACCCAAGACCAGUACGCUGAUGCCUCCAUCGGCAACGUCACUGGCAGCAAUGCUGUGAAUGUGUUCCUGGGGAUUGGCGUCGCCUGGUCUAUUGCUGCCAUCUACCAUAACUCCCAAGGAAGGGACUUCAGAGUGGACCCCGGCACCCUGGCUUUCUCCGUCACCCUCUUCACCAUUUUUGCUUUCAUUUGCGUCGGGGUGCUGAUGUACCGACGGAGACCUGAGAUCGGGGGGGAGCUGGGUGGCCCUCGGACUCCUAAGAUCCUCACCUCAUUACUUUUUGUCAGCCUUUGGCUCUUGUACAUUCUUUUCUCAUCUCUAGAGGCUUACUGCCAUGUAAAGGGCUUCUAAAGAACAGUGGAAGUUUCGACAGGAAGCAGAAACAACAACAGCAAAACAGUAAUAUGUAUUUUUUGUUUGUUUUUUUGUUUCUCUCACGCUGAUUGGAAUGCAACUUUUAAAGGGGGAAUUCUCUUUAUUAGUUUUGGAAAGACCUCAAAAGGAUGUCACUCAUGGGUAGAGGUUCAAAUAAACUCAUCUUCAUGAAAUCCCUAUUGAGAGACCAUGUUUUAUAGAAGUGGCACUUCGAGGCCAAGGAUGGCUAGAAGACCAUUGAAAUGUAAUUACUAUGGUUUCACAAAUAAGGACAAGUAAAAAAUAACAGAUCUACAGAAGGAAACAAAAUGAUUAUUGGAUUCCCUGCCCACAGGGUAUUGCAUAUAAAAGUAUGGAUGCCCAAGCCACCACUAUUGUGUGGAGAUGCAGAAUUAAACACUAUCAUCCUUAGGCUUUCUUGCUUUCAGUAUGCCACAGUGAUAAGUGUGGUGCUUACUGUGUUAAGUGGGUGGAAAACCCACUAAGAACCACAGAUGCUGCUGACAACCCUACAGUUUUGAAUACAUUGCUUCAUCAUUGGUUUGAGUGGUUUAGUUACAGUUAAUCAAAACAGCUUUUGUAGAUCAGUUGUUUAAAAACAAAAAACAAACAAAACAAGAAAAUGCUGUUCCACCAAAAGAAAAGGUUUUAAUGUUCUUGUUGCAUUACUGUGUUUCUUUCUUUCUCAUCCUCCACCAUGAAGUACAGCAGCCAGGUUACCUGCUACUAAUAUAGCCAGCCUGCCCAUGAAACCAUAUAACAUGCCACUGAUACAACACUUUUAAGACACUCUAUAAAUACACCAUCAAAUAGAUACCACCCAGUCUUUACAUUUAUUUAGAUUUUUUUUGGUUUAAUUUGCUGGUAUUAUGACAUUUAUUUUACAUACAAAGGAUGGGGCAAAACUGAGUGCUAUAGGUGCAAUAACACUAGUUCAUUCAAUGAGGGAGAUGCUCAAACCAAUGGUUGAGGACACAUUGCAGUGACUUUGGUGUCUGGAAUGAGUUCAACCAUUGUGCUUGAUUUCAAGUUGACAUGAGUCUGUGGCAGUCAGUCUACACAGAGAAAGUAAUAGUUUAAAUAAAAUAUUGUAACCUUGUUGGCAUUUGAUAGGACAUCUAUGUACUAUUGUGCCCAAUAUUUGCCCCAUCCUAUAUAUAUAUAGAGAGAGAGAGAGAGAGCGAGAGAGCGAGAGAGAGAGAGAGAACAAUGGGUAAUCGUGAAAUAUGCAAAUGUCAGCUUUACAAGAGCCAAUCAAAUUGAUUUGAUCACAUUUGCGUAUUUCCUGAUUACCAAUUGUUUUCUAUUCAUUGCUUUCAUUCCCCUUAACC
This is a messenger RNA of Acipenser ruthenus (sterlet), 4737 nucleotides long. Its product is annotated as sodium/calcium exchanger 1-like. Gene Ontology annotation, biological process: sodium ion transmembrane transport; calcium ion import across plasma membrane; cell communication. The transcript has 11 exons. Gene Ontology annotation, cellular component: sarcolemma; axon; postsynapse. The record is from RefSeq and is a predicted model, not a curated record. Gene Ontology annotation, molecular function: calcium:sodium antiporter activity. NCBI's taxonomy places the organism in Eukaryota, Metazoa, Chordata, Actinopteri, Acipenseriformes, Acipenseridae. The coding region runs from base 458 to 3382 and encodes 974 amino acids.